UGUGUGUUUUUGCGGAACAUUUGUUGUUGUUUUUCAAUUGUAUUCGUUAUUGCUUUUAAUUUCGACUUCGAUUAUCGUUUUCACAGCCUCAUUUAAUCCUUGUUUUUGUCGCCACUUUUUUUUCAAGUGCUAAAGUGCCAGAUAAAAAACACACAAAUAAAACGCAAAAUAACAAAACCGCUGAGAAAAAUGCAAGUUUCUUGGAACAAAACAUCAAUUAAAACGGAUUACAACCGCUGAGCAGCAUCUUUAUUUGGAUAAAAACAUAUGAAUAAAACAAAAAAUUCAAGCGAAAACAACAACUGAAUUGCAAGUGCAAUUGCUCUUGGAAAAAACAACAAAAAAUAUCCGAAAUAACCAAUCGGCAGCCAUGAAAAAGAUCUAAAAUCAGUUAAAGCUAUCGAAUCGGAGAACCAGAGCGAGUGGAAAUCCGAUAGAUAGGGAUUUCGACGGAGAGAAUUCCAUUGAACCGAGCGGAAUACACUUGCAACCGCGGGUGGCAAUGCCACCGAGGCCCCUUUGGGCCCCCCUGCCCCUGCCCAUGCAUCGAACGGGGUGCAGACGACUCGCGAUCGCCGCUGAGGGUUGAAUCCUGCACUUGCCAUUAACAAUAAUAAUAGUUGUAAUAAUUAAUAAGCGACAAGAGCGAGCGUCACAACACAACAAACAAAAAACAAAAAACGAAAAAGGGGGAAAAAAAAAAAAAAAAAACAAACAAACAUAAUUAAAUAAUAAAUUAUCGACAUAAAUCGUGAAGUGAAGUGCACUCGCACUCUCGGUACAGUGAACACCAGACACAAAAUGACUAUGAAAUCGAUGAAGUACUCCGAUUGUGAUACCAUCAUGGAUGGCUACAAUCCGGUGCCACCGCCCCUGCCCCGCCGAGUGCCCCCCGUGCGAAAUAUCUACGCUGAGCCCUUUGCCCACGAGCCGAACCAUUCCAGCAGGUACGUAACAAAUUUCAAACUACAUCGUGGGUCAUCCAAAAACGGCUAAGUACAUAACAUAUAGAAUCGGGCCAGCGAAGCCAACCGCACACACCAUAUAUGCAUGUACCUAUAGCUUAGAUAUAGGUGUAUAUAUAUUCUGGGAAAAGUUUGCGUUAGUUAACUGAAAAAGUAUUACGCAGUCUAGUGCCCAACUAUGGGCCAAAAGCCCACGAAAACUUUAAAUAUAGCCACAUAAUUUUUUGGGCAGCUGAGGCAAAACUUUCCGCAGGCUUCAUAAAUGUGUGUGGCAAGUUGCAGUACCCCCAGCCCCUGUCCGCCUCCUCUCGACCUUCUGGUCCACCCACUUUGCCACCUAGUUAUGACCCUCUGUCCUCUCUGGAUUUUCCUCUGAAUUUUCCCUACCUACGAGAUAUUUUUGUGCUGAGUUUUCAUUAUCAAUGAACGGCUUUUGCGCUUUUUGCGCUUUUGUGCGGCUUGGUCGUCUAAGUAGCCACCUCCAACCUACCGAAAAAAGGGGGGCGGUUGGUGGGCUCUGGGGGGCGUGGCAGUUGCGGUUUUGGGCGUGACGGCAACUAUGAAAUAACGGCACUAACGACUAACGCUCGAAAAGUAAGUAAUCUGCACACACACAAAGGCAGAAGAGAUGUAUGCAUAGAUACGCGCUUACAUGGCUGCCCACCUCCCCCUCCCCCUUCCCCUUCCGCCACCUUACCCCUUUUCAUUCAGCCACCCACUUUUCCCCCCACCCACUUUCCAUACAUUUUGCAAGCCAGCCGUGUGUCGUUGUUUGUGGCCCGCCAACAGAAAUUUGUUGGGCAAUUUCCAAGCCAACAAAUCUCUGCAAUGCUGGUGCAGGCAGCCCAACCAACGAAGCCACCCAAUCCGACCCACACCCACCUCGCCACCCACUCCGAACCACCCACAACCAUCCGGAAAAACCACCCAACUCAGUCAGCCUAUGGAGCUUCGGUUAGAACAGCCUUGGAUUGCACACUCCAGCGGAUUCCUGGGUUACCAAAAACCAUUUAGUUUAGUUUCGAAAACUUCUCGCGGAGUUUGGAACCCAGGAAAAUACUUAUAGGUAUUCCUUUUGCUAUUUGCCGAGUUGGGGAAAGUAGCAUUAUGUGGGAUUCUCAAGUUUAAUGCCUUAAAACCACCAGCUUCGCAUGCGAUUAGUACGGAAAUAAAAAAAGGUUCUUGUAGAGUUAUGUGUUUUAUGACAGAAACAACCUUUUUUUUUAAAACAUAACUUAACCAUUUUCUCUUUAAGUGAACAGAUAUUUUGAACUGAUAUUUAAGUAUGUUUUGACUUACUAACAGAGUUGGUUUUUAGGGCUUAGCCAUUUAAAAACUGAAAUUUCAACUCUCGGGGAUCCCCUUAAAAACUUUCAAAAUGUUUUUUGAUAAACGUUGAUUAUGCUUCAGAAAUCGUUUUUAAAUGUUUUCAGCUGGCAGAAUAUGUUUGAAAACUUUUGUUUGGGUCCUUUUAAUAUUUUUAGCU
Drosophila ficusphila is the source of this 2451-nucleotide messenger RNA. RefSeq names its product teneurin-a-like. The transcript is spliced from 3 exons. NCBI's taxonomy places the organism in Eukaryota, Metazoa, Arthropoda, Insecta, Diptera, Drosophilidae. The coding region runs from base 802 to 996 and encodes 64 amino acids. The record is from RefSeq and is a predicted model, not a curated record.